This is a messenger RNA of Lodderomyces margitis, 2439 nucleotides long. It is a transcript of the gene SPB1, whose product is annotated as 27S pre-rRNA (guanosine2922-2'-O)-methyltransferase. NCBI's taxonomy places the organism in Eukaryota, Fungi, Ascomycota, Pichiomycetes, Serinales, Debaryomycetaceae. Gene Ontology annotation, molecular function: rRNA (uridine-2'-O-ribose)-methyltransferase activity; rRNA (guanine) methyltransferase activity. Gene Ontology annotation, cellular component: preribosome, large subunit precursor; nucleus; nucleolus. The transcript has a single exon. Gene Ontology annotation, biological process: maturation of 5.8S rRNA from tricistronic rRNA transcript (SSU-rRNA, 5.8S rRNA, LSU-rRNA); maturation of LSU-rRNA from tricistronic rRNA transcript (SSU-rRNA, 5.8S rRNA, LSU-rRNA); rRNA methylation. The coding region runs from base 1 to 2439 and encodes 812 amino acids. The record is from RefSeq and is a predicted model, not a curated record.
AUGGGGAAGGUACAGAAGAAAAACAGCAAAGGUCGUUUAGAUAGAUAUUACUACCUUGCCAAGGAGAAGGGAUAUCGUGCCCGUUCGUCAUUCAAAAUUAUCCAAAUAAAUGAAAAGUUUGGCCAUUUCUUAGAAAAGUCGAAAGUUGUCAUUGAUUUAUGUGCAGCUCCAGGUUCAUGGUGCCAAGUUGCAUCACAGCUAUGUCCUGUUAACUCGUUGAUUAUCGGGGUAGAUAUAGUCCCCAUCAAGCCUUUACCUAACUGUAUAACAUUUCAGAGCGACAUCACCACUGAAGAUUGCAGGAGUAAAUUGCGUGGGCAUAUGAAGACAUGGAAAGCUGAUACAGUUCUACAUGAUGGUGCUCCGAAUGUUGGUUUAGGCUGGGUCCAAGAUGCAUUCACUCAAUCGCAGUUGACCUUGCAGGCCUUGAAGUUGGCAGUGGAGAACUUGAUUGUGGGAGGGACAUUUGUGACCAAGAUUUUCCGAUCAAGAGAUUAUAAUAAUUUAAUGUGGGUCUUUCAGCAACUAUUUGACAAGGUCGAGGCUACAAAGCCACCGAGUUCGAGAAAUGUUUCUGCCGAAAUUUUUGUUGUCUGCAGGGGCUUCAAAGCACCAAAGAAGUUGGAUCCCCGUCUUCUAGACCCUCGUGAGGUAUUUGAAGAAUUGAACGAUACGAAAAGCGUCAAUAACGAGGAAAAAGUGUUUAAUCCGGAAAAGAAGAGAAGGCAAAGACAAGGUUAUGAAGAGGGUGAUUAUACCUUAUUUCACACUAUGCCAAUCAUGCAAUUUAUCAAAGAAGAUGAUCCAAUAAAUCAGUUGGGACAGCUUAAUAAGUUUGAUGUUGAUGAUAGUGACCAUGAGUGGAAAAUAGUAAAGAAGCUAAAGACGUAUAGUGAGGAGUUGCGAGAAUGUUUUAAGGAUUUGAAAAUACUUGGGAGGAAAGAGUUUAAACAUAUAUUGAGAUUUCGUAAGCAAGCAAGAGACUUGUUAGGAAUCGACAAGGAAGAGGAGAAACCUGAGAUUGAAGUUGAGGAACUAAAUGAAGAGCAAAAGAUUGACAAGGAGUUGAACCAGAUGUUGGAGAAGCAAAAGCAAAAGGCAAAGAGAGCCAAAAAGACUGCUAACGAGUUGAAGCAAAAGGAAAUCAUCAGAAAUCAAAUGCAGAUGGUUACUGAUAUGAAUAUUGGUAUAGAUGCUGCGCAGAUAGGUGCCGACUCGUUGUUUAACUUAAACACAGCUGAAAAAUCGGGCCAACUAAGCAAACUAGCUGCCGGGAAAAAGGCAAUGGUGUUUUCGGAGGAAGACCGCGCAAGAGAUACAGAGAUCCAUUUCGACGAGCAAGAUGCACAGAGUGAAGAUGAAAUUGAUGAGUUAGAGGCGCAAUUGGAUGACAUGUAUGAGCAGUAUCAAAACCGAAGAGCAGAAAGGGAUGCAAAAUAUAAAGCAAAAUUGGCCAGAGGAGGCGACGAUGAAGCAUGGGAUGGUAUAGAGUCGGGAGACGAGAAGGAGGAUAACGAUGAAGGAGAUUAUGAAGUAGAUAGCCUGGACUCCGACGAAGACGAUGAUGAGCAUAUUAAGUUAAUUGCCGAGGGCAAACAAAACGGAGAACUCACCAAGGCUGCAAGAAGUUUCUUUCAGUCAGAUUCAAUUUUCAGUGAACUCAAUGAUGAAGAUUUGAUUGAAGAAUCGAAGCCAAAAGCAGAAAAGAAAAUCGCAACACCAAGGAAUGGAGCGAUGAAAGCAACUGACUUUGACUCUGACUCCGACUCAGGGACUGAUUCAGAAUCUGACUUUGAAAUUGUUCCCAAUACAGGAGACAACGAUGACGAGGAAGAGGAAGAUGGUAGUGAUGACGACCGUUUGUCAAAUAAGGAGAGAGUAGAUUUAACAACCGCAGAGGCAAUGACUUUGGCACAUAAAGUGGCUCUUGGUCAGAUGUCAAAGAAAGAUCUCAUUGAAGAAGGUAUCAACAGAUAUUCCUUCCGUGAUAAGGAGAAUCUUCCUGAAUGGUUCAUCGACGAUGAGCACAAGCAUUCAAAGUUGAUCAAACCGAUAUCGAAGGAGGCUAGUUUGGCAAUCAAGGAGAAACUCAAACAAUUGAACGCUAGACCAAUCAAGAAAGUAUUGGAAGCCAAGGGAAGAAAGAAAAUGAGGGCAUUACGUCGUUUGGAGAAAUUAAAGAAAAAGUCUGAUUUAAUCAAUGAGGAUAGUUCUAAAUCCGAGUACGAUAAGGCGGCGGAAAUCUCCAAAUUGAUGCAAAAGGCUAAAAACAGUGGCAAGGAUAAACGAAAGAAGAUGACGGUUGUUGUUGCUAGGGGAUCCAAUAGAGGUCUCAGUGGAAGACCCAAGGGUAUCAAGGGUAAGUAUAAGAUGGUUGAUGGUGUUAUGAAGAAUGAACAGAGAGCAUUGAAGAGAAUUGCUAAAAAGCACAAGAAGUGA